Lodderomyces margitis is the source of this 2334-nucleotide messenger RNA. RefSeq names its product DNA ligase (ATP). The record is from RefSeq and is a predicted model, not a curated record. Gene Ontology annotation, biological process: Okazaki fragment processing involved in mitotic DNA replication; lagging strand elongation; DNA recombination. Gene Ontology annotation, molecular function: DNA binding; ATP binding; DNA ligase (ATP) activity. Lineage: Eukaryota; Fungi; Ascomycota; Pichiomycetes; Serinales; Debaryomycetaceae. The coding region runs from base 1 to 2334 and encodes 777 amino acids. The transcript has a single exon. Gene Ontology annotation, cellular component: nucleus; mitochondrion.
AUGAACUAUUUAAGAGCGACUCGAAUUAAUUUGGUAUCAGGGUUGUUAAUAAGGAAGGGAAAUUAUCACAAUAGAGUUAUGGCACAGCAACAAUCAAUAGCACGUUUCUUUGGCGGCACUGCUUCUUUAGAUGCGGCCAGAAAGAAAAAGACAAAGACUCCACCAUCUCCACAGAAGGAGGUCGCUGCAUCACCAAAAAAUUCAAAGAGGCCUGAUCUAAUAACACCUCCUGAUUUAUCACCCCAGUUGAAGAAACCGAAAUUGAAUGCCAAGGAGGAGGAGAAGGAGAAGGAUGAACAAGAGGAUGUGCAUGACGAUGAAACUGCUCCUGAAGAAAGCAAGAGUGGCUCUACUUCCGAUUCAGAACUGUACAGCAAGCACGCUUCCGAGUCAGAAGCUCAGAAAUUGAUUGAGUUGAGCGAAUCUCAACAGAAGCAAACCAAAAAAGAGGGGUCGUCGUUGUUGUCAGCACUGAAAAUCCCCUAUUCGUCAUUAACUGACAUUAUGGAAAAAAUUGAAGCAGAGUCGUCGCGAUUGAAAAUUACCGCAAUCAUAUCACAAUACUUUCUUGAUAUUCUUCAGCAACAAAAUGAUGUUUCAAAAUUGGUUAAAAUUGUUUAUUUAUUUAUUAAUAGGUUGGGUCCUGAUUACGAGCCUGAUUUAGAGUUGGGUUUGGGCGAGACGUUAUUAGUCAAGGCGAUAAGUGAGGGAUACGGACGUACACCAGCCAAGAUCAAGCAAGAUUUAAAAGAGUAUGGUGAUUUAGGAAUUGUUGCUCAAAAGUCACGUAGUGGACAACGAACAAUGUUUAAACCCACAAGUUUGGAUGUCGAUACUGUCUUCGACAACUUGACCAAGAUUGCCAAGUCUACAGGAAAGGACUCACAAUCGAAAAAGAUUGGAAUCAUCAAUAAAAUGUUGACCGCUUGUGAUGUCAAACAUAAUGAAGCUAAAUUCCUAAUACGGUCAUUGGAAAACAAAUUGAGAAUUGGAUUAGCUGGUCCAACUAUUUUAGUCGGGUUGGCACAAGCAUUUGUCAAUUAUGAAAACUUGAAGUUGGAUAAACCUAAAAAAGUAAGUCCUGAAAAAUUGGCCGAGGCUGAAGACAUUGUUCGUGAAGCGUAUACAAGGAUCCCCAACUAUCAAAUCUUGAUUGAAAAUGCUUUCAAAUAUGGUGUGUUCAAUUUAUUAGACCACUGUAAGUUGACUCCCGGUAUUCCAUUGAAACCAAUGUUGGCCAAACCAACCAAAUCAAUGAGCGAAGUGUUGGACCGUUUCCAAGACGAAAAGUUUACUUGUGAAUACAAAUACGAUGGCGAACGAGCUCAGAUUCAUCUUUUGCCUAAUGGCGAUGUGCGGAUCUACUCGAGAAACUCGGAAGAUAUGUCACAAAGAUAUCCUGAUUUAAUUUCAAUUAUUAAAGAGUUUAGCAAGACGCAGGAACAUACUUCGAUGAUUUUAGAUUGUGAAGCGGUGGCAUGGGAUAGAGUGCAGAAGAAGAUUUUACCAUUUCAAGUGCUUUCCACGAGAAAGAGAAAAGACGUUAAUGAGCUGGACAUCACGGUACAUAUUUGUCUUUUUGCAUUUGAUUUACUUUACUAUAACAAUGAAUCAUUAUUGACGUGUUCCUUGCUGGAGAGAAGAUCGAUCAUGUUUAGUCACCUUCAGCCAUUGGAAGGCAAAUUCCAAUUUGCCACGUCGAAAGAUUCAACAUCAUUGGAAAUACUUCAACAAUUUCUUGAUCAGAGUGUGCAUGAUUCAUGUGAGGGCCUCAUGGUGAAAAUGCUCGAGGGUUCCGAAUCGUACUAUGAACCAUCCAAAAGAUCACGCAAUUGGUUGAAGUUGAAAAAAGACUAUUUGGCAGGUGUUGGUGAUUCGUUGGAUCUUGUGGUGGUUGGUGCAUACAACGGUAAGGGGAAAAGAACGGGAACAUAUGGUGGGUUCUUACUAGCUUCAUAUAAUCAAGACACGGGGGACUUGGAAACGACAUGUAAGAUAGGUACUGGGUUCAACGAUGAGAUGUUGACACAAUUGUAUGAGAAAUUGCAUCCACUGGAAAUUACCAAACCUAAAGAGUAUUAUGUUUAUGAUAAAACCAACUCAAAUGCCGCGCCUGACGUUUGGUUUGAACCGACAAUGUUGUUUGAAGUGUUGACAGCCGAUUUAUCCUUGAGCCCAAUCUAUAAAGCAGCACAUAGUGAAUACGGAAAGGGAAUUAGUUUGAGGUUCCCUCGAUUUUUACGCAUUAGAGACGAUAAAGGGAUCGAAGAUGCUACUAGUUCGACUGAAGUUGCUGAAUUUUACGAACGUCAAGCACAUAUACAAAAUAGUUAA